AUUAAUAUGCAAACAAAUCCUAUUUGUCCAUAACCAGAGGCAUAAUAUUUAGAUAAUUAUGAAAAUUUUGAAGAAGUAACUAAAACAUUUAAAUGUCUUCAAAAUAUUCAUCAACCCCUUGAACAAGAAGCAACUUAUUUUUUGAUACGUGCUCCAACUAAAGAUAAUGUUCAUCGUGCUAUUAAAUAUGGUAUUUGGACUAGGUAGUUAUAUAAUAAAUUCUUUAGUUCAAGUCGUAAUAAUUAGAAAUUAAAUGAUGCGACUCGUCCUGUUUAUUUAUUAUUUAAUGUUACCUAAACAUCCCAUUUUAUAGGUUUGGCUAAAAUUGUUAGUAAUUUUAGAGAAAAUAUGCAUUUUAUGUAUUGGGCAGAGGAGAAUAAAUGGUUUGGAUCAUUUCAAAUUGAAUGGGUAAUAAUCCUAUAAACAAAAGGUUUUCGUAAGAGAUUUACCAUAUAGCGAAUUAAGUUCAAUUCAAUAAUCAAGUGGAAAGUGUAUUCACGAAUUGAUUGAUUGUACUUAAAUUGAAAAUGGAGAUAUUAUCUAUUCUGCCUUUCAAAAUUAACCUUAAAAAAGCUGUAUGUUAAAGACUUUUAAAGAAUUAGAUAAUUCAGAAGUAAUUUAUAUUAUUUAUAUUUUUUUAGAAAAGAAAGAGAAAUGAAAGAGAUUCUAAUCCAAAUUUUGCCAUCUAGUUUUAAGAAUAUAUUAGUGUAUUUGAAUCUAUGCCAUUCACUUUCUCUGUUGCCUCUUAUUAAAGAAGAAAAUAGUAAUAGUUUCAAAAUCAAUAUUAUUAAUAAUGUGCAUAUUAUUAUUAAAGUCCUUGGUAUGGAGUUGGUAUAUUUUACUAUAAUUAUAGCCUAACCUACAUUUUGGAAUUAAUAGCAACAAUUACAAUAAUAGUCAUUACCAUAAUAAUAGUAAUAAUAAUAAUAAUAAUUUCAAUAACAGCAAUAAUAAACUUCUAAUAACCCUGGUUUUUAUUAGACUUCCAAUUACAAUAGACCUUAGACAUAAAAUCAUUAAAACAACAAAUUUUAACAAAAGAAAUAAUUAAAUAAUAAAAAUAAUAAUUAACAGAGUCCAAAAAAAUAAUGA
This is a messenger RNA of Paramecium sonneborni, 1092 nucleotides long. NCBI's taxonomy places the organism in Eukaryota, Ciliophora, Oligohymenophorea, Peniculida, Parameciidae. The record is from the annotation of a GenBank genome assembly.